Molecule: messenger RNA, 1066 nt
Organism: Amoebophrya sp. A120
Lineage: Eukaryota; Dinophyceae; Syndiniales; Amoebophryaceae
Source: the annotation of a GenBank genome assembly
GCGCACGCCAGCGACCACAGGACCCGCCGUGCUGGAGAAAAUCCAACGACUUGCUGCGCCAGCGCGCGUCGUCGGGCCGAAAGCAGGAGCCUCAGGAUCGCCAGAAGUCAGGUCAUGGUCGUGCUCGUCUAGUAACUUUCAGCUUCAACCCGAUUCAAGCGAACAAGUGUGGUGGUGUCCGAGGGAGCGUCGACAGUAUCAAAUGCAAAAAUGUCUGGGUCUGAAAGAGAAAGAGUGGAACUUGUAAUGCUGUCUUUGGAUUUCGGAAAAAAUCUGUAUUGCAUGAGUAGCAAAGGGAACGCAACUUUUGCUACGCUGAGAAGGCAUUUGUCAUACGGAAUACGCAUCAAGAAGCCCUCAAAAAAUCUGUACUGCUAGGGUAUGCAUCACAGACAUCAUGGCUCACGGAAAACGUGCAUGACAACUGUCAGAAUCUUCCAGACGUGGACAUUUUUACAGUUGAUAGACAGCCCUGGAUUCCAAUUUUCGACUACGCGAGCACCAAGAAACUCAAGACAGGAGUGCGGCCCUUCAAGGACGUCGAGCAUCGGAAACCGGAGCUUUUUCGCGUCAGCCCGACAACUAUGGUGGAAAUAAGGAGCAGCCCAUCUUGAGUGUGACUCAACAAGAAAAGAGUACUUAGAACUAUUUUUUAUGCAAUAAUGAGGUGAUGGCGACCAACAUUCAGAAGCAGAAAAAGUCCGUGCGGUUUGCAUAUUAACGACGAUGGAAGGUCUCUGUAUUUUUUCCCUGCAACUGUCUGUGCCGUACGCGUGCGUCAGCAGGCAGAUCCAUCAUCGUGGUGCUCGUCUAUGCAUAUGACAUGAAAAAUUGCUAGUCGCUGAUCUUCAACAUUUUCAUGGGUAGCUGGUAUGCGUGCCACCGCUUGAAGAUAAUCCUAUCUACUCGUGCAUUUGCAAACCCAUGAAGACAGUCACGCACUCAACAUUUGCCGUUAAUACGACCACGCUGGACCCUUGUUGCGCACGAACACGACCUGAACGCGGCGCUCCUUCUGCAGAAGAACAGGGGCUCCGCGACCAUCGGGGCUGGUGACGGAAACGAC